This is a messenger RNA of Neogale vison (American mink), 426 nucleotides long. RefSeq names its product lymphocyte antigen 6 family member G6D (gene LY6G6D). Gene Ontology annotation, molecular function: acetylcholine receptor inhibitor activity. Bases 1 to 426 code for a protein of 141 amino acids. Lineage: Eukaryota; Metazoa; Chordata; Mammalia; Carnivora; Mustelidae. The transcript is spliced from 3 exons. Gene Ontology annotation, cellular component: external side of plasma membrane. The record is from RefSeq and is a predicted model, not a curated record. Gene Ontology annotation, biological process: acetylcholine receptor signaling pathway.
AUGAACUCUCUACUGGUCGGGGUCCUGCUCAGCACCCUACUGGGGUCUGCCCUGGGAACCCGCAUGCGGUGCUUCGAGUGCAAAGGAGAUUCCAGCAACUCCUGCAAAGAGACGGUGGCCACCUGCGGGGAGGGGGAGCACUGUGGCUUCCUGGAGCGCAAGCCCCAGCCUGGCCCCGGGCAGAACCAGCUGUCUGGAAACCCCUCAGUGACCUUGAUUCAUCACUAUCGAGCCUGUGUGGCGGCCCAUCAUUGCAAUCAAGUGGAAACGGAGUUGGUGGGAGACGUGACUUACACAACCCACAGGGAAUGCUGCGUCGGAGACCUGUGUAACAGCGCUGUGGCAAGCACCGUGGCCCCGCCAUGUGUCUUGGCUGCAGCAGCCGCCGCCCUGGCCUGGCUCUUGCCAGCACUGUGGAGAGACUAG